AUGAAUCAGCGUUUAAUAAAUGGAAAUGUAUAUGAAAAUGUUCGAAAAUUGAAUUAACAUGGUGCUGAAACUGAUAAUUUUAUUGCUAAUAUUAAAGGAAAUGAAAAUGAGGAAUUUGUGAUAAAAUAAUACAAAACAAUAAAUGAAGCUGAACUGUUAGCAAUUAAAGAGAUUAAAAGACUACAAAAUGAAUAAGAACCAAAAUGCUUAAAUAUAAUUAAAAUAAUAGAACUUUAGGAUAAUAGAAGAAUAAGUUAAGCUAAGGACAUUUUAGUAUAUGUUGUAUUAGAAAAGGGUAAAAAUAAUGUAGAAGAGUUGAUUAAAUCAAUAUCAUUUACUAUACUUUCAUAAUAAUAAAAAUUAAAUUAUUUUGCCUAAGUAAAUAAAUAUAUUAAAAUAGAUGUUAUAAGGGGUUAAAGAAUUGCAUGACAUAGGAUAUUUUCAUAGAGACUUAAAACCAGAAAACUUUGUCUAUUUUGAAAAUUCAAAUUAAGAAAUCUAAAUUAAAUUGAUAGAUUUUGGUUAAGUCAAGUCCAAUAAUGAUAAGCGUAAUACCCUUUAAAGGGGUACUUUUAAUUACAUGGCACCUGAAGUUGGAAAUGUAAAUGGAAAUACAAAUUAUGAUAAGACUGCUGAUAUUUGGAGUCUUGGAAUAAUUUGCUAUGAAAUGUUAACAAAAGCUGAUUUUUUAAAAGGUUUUGCAAUCUUAAAUAAUUUUAGAUACUAAAUCUAAAGAUUUCACUAGAUAAUUGAGCAAUUUAACUUAAGAAUUAGUAAAUGAGAGGAUUAAAAAUACCAAUAAUAUUGAUGAUUUUACAAAAAGUUUAUUAUUAUAGAUGUUAUAAAUAUAAGGAGAUAAAAGAGCUGAAUUAAAAAGUUUAAUUGACCAAAUCAUAUAAAAAGAAAAAGAAAAUUUUUAAUCUUAAAUUGAUAAACUGAAGAAAUUUUUUGAUUCAUUUGAAAAGAACAUUAAUAAAAAAAAUAAUAAAAUAAAUUUUUAUACUUAAGCUAAGUUUUAAAUUUUCAGGCUAAAGAAAAUUCAAGAUGAUAUAAGCGAUUACGAAAAAAUGAUUAAAAAUUUUGUAGACUUAUAAAAAUAAGAAAAUAUGAUUAAUUAAUAUUGGAAGUCCUAACAACUUAUUAAAUAUCAAUCGUUUAAUAAAAAGAUUAAGGAAUAUUAUAGAGAUCAGAAAAGACUAGAAAGUUCUAUUAAAUAAGCUGAUAACAUUAUUGUUUCUAUUGAUUAAGAUUUUUAUUAAUUUUACAAAGGUAAGAUAAAUAAACUAAUAAUGAGUUUAAAAGACAACUAGAAGAAAUUUGAAAAUCUAUCUGAUAAAUAUAAAGAAUAUUUUAAAAUAAACUAAAUAAUUACUAAAAUAGAAAUGCAUAUUAAAUAAUUAAAUGAUUUUAAUUAAUAAUUAGAUUAAGGAGAAAUUAAAAAUUAUCAAUAGUUAGAUCAAAUAAUGGAUUAAAUAAAUCGAGAUUAAUAAGAAUUUGAAAAAUUGCAUCAAAAUUGUAUUUAAAAAGUUUUAGUGGAUAGAAAUGUUGAAGUACUAAAUAAUAUAAGAAAAUAAAAAUUAACGAAUAUUGAAGGAUAAUUAGAAGUCUAUAAAGAUUAAAUGGAUAAGUUAAAAAUUUAGAUAAACAAUUUUAUUAACAAUCAAUAUUGUGAUAAUCAAUUUACUAAGGAUUUAAUAAAGAAUAAAUAAAUAAAAAUCGAUUAAAAUAUAAGUUAAUUUUAAGAAUAAUUUACAAAUUUUAAAGAAUUUAAUUAAUUUACAUUAGAAGAAAUUAAUAAUCAAAUAAAAUAGUUGGAAUAAUUUGAAGAGAAAUUAAAAAAAUAACUUGAAGAUGAAUAAGAACAAGCUAACUAAUUAUAAUAAUAAAUUUUUAAAAUAGGAGCUGACAUUAAAAGUAAUUAAGUAAAAGAAAUUAAAAAAUUAACAGAGGAAUUAUAAUAAAAAUAGAAGGAAUUUACAAAUGCACUUUAAUCAUUUAAUAUUGCUUAAGAAGAAAAUAUUCAAUAAAUAAAACAAAUAUAAGAGAAAAGAAAAGAUUUAUAUAAUCAAUUGCUAUAAGAAGUAGAUACUUUAUAGAACUAUUCAAAAGUCAAUUAAUCUAAUUAAGAAUUAUUUGGUGAGGUGUUAAAGGAAUUAAAAACUACAUAAGGUUCAGUGGAAGAUUUUGAAGAGAUGGUAAUAAAAUAACAAAAAUACAAUUAAGAGAAAACCAAGAAAUUAGAAUUUGUACUUAAAAAUGUAAAAAAUAAGCCAAGUGAAUUAUAAUUUAACAAUGGAGAUAAUAAUCUAAUUUAUUAAUAUGAACAAUUAAUUUAAAAAGAACAAUAAAUAUAAUAAGAAAUAAAUGACUUAAUUUCUUAAGAAUAAAAUUAACAAUUAAAUCCAGAAGUUUUUAAUCAAAUGAAAAAUAGAAUUGAAAAUUUAAAAUCUGAAAUAGAUAAUUAAAUUUAGUAAAUUCCUAAAGAUAAUGAAAUAAAAUAAUAAGUAAAAAAAGAAUUAGAAAAUUAUAAAAAAUUAUAUGUGCCAGUUAAUUAUAUAAUAUAGUAUCACUUAACAAGAUAUUGUGAGAGAAUCAAAGAAAAUGCAGAUAAAAUGAAAAAUAAAUAAUAAAAUGAAUAAAUGGCAGAAUAUACUCAGAAAGAGAAUGAAGCCUAAGAUUUAUUAAAGAUUUAUGAAAAUAUUUUAUUUGAUAAGUAAAAUAAGUAGAUUGAUGAAAUGGAAAGAGAUUAUAAGUAAAUCUAGGAGCAUAUUUAAGAUUAAGAAAAUUUUAUAAAAUAAAAAAAUAACGAAAUGCUGGAUGCUGCAUUAAAAGAUAUUUAAGAGAUUAUAAACGAAGAAUAUUAUUAUAAGAUUCCAGAGUUUACUUAAAUGCUAAUUUUUCAAAGAAUUUUUUAAAAAUGA
This is a messenger RNA of Paramecium sonneborni, 2921 nucleotides long. The record is from the annotation of a GenBank genome assembly. NCBI's taxonomy places the organism in Eukaryota, Ciliophora, Oligohymenophorea, Peniculida, Parameciidae.